CAAGGAGGCAUUUUCAAGCCAAUAUUGCUCCUUGUGUCAAUGCAUUCGCUAGCGCUCUUUGAUCCAGGUGCUGCAAAGACAAUCUCCCAUCGUCAAGGCAUUUUCUACCUUGUACCACAGCAAAUGCGUGAAACUCCUUAGCUUCGGCUAUCCAUAUCCGACCCCUGUCGAAGUUCAGGAGCGACGUCAUUUUCUAUAUUUUUCGUAUCAUCGAUUGUCAAGAGGCGCGCUUAAAAUCCAUUCCAAGUCCUCUCAUAUCUAUAGUACAAGUUCAGACACAACCACGCCGUUGCGAAGGCCAACGAACUAUCUGGAGUACGAGAUUCUCGGACCAUGCGUGCAAACGAAAGCACCGAUUCGGUUGACAACAGUGCCGUCCUCGAGAAGCAAAGGAAUGAAGCAUACGAUGUAGAUGCCCAUCACCCUCUGCGCGAGGAGCCGACCCUCGACAACGACGCCACAGCAGCUCAUUCAACAACCAACCGAGCAGAUCCUGGUCUUGCUCGCCAUGAGACCGUACGCCCAGACUUUGGUCACCGAGCCAGCUUCACAAACACCGUCUCUCGAGUCCCUACAGCCACAAAACCGCCUUCGUUUUCUCGAUUACACGAAAUCCUGUUCGUAACAGUCAUCACUUCGGCACAGCUCCUAACCCAAGCCGCACUCGCUCAAUCAAUCGCGCCUCUUCAUGUGAUCGGCCGCACAUUCAACGCUACAAAUCCGGGGCAAUUAUCAUGGCUGCCAGCUGGCUACUCUUUGACUGUCGGGACUUUCAUUCUCCCUGCCGGGAGAUGGGGCGACUUGUACGGCCACAAGAAGCUAUUUGUCAUCGGAUACUUCUGGUUCGCGCUGUGGUCUCUCGUCGCCGGAUUCAGCGCCUUCUCGCAUUCCUUGAUCUUCUUCGCAUUUUGUCGCGCGAUGCAAGGAAUUGGGCCUGCGAUCAUGCUUCCCAAUGGUAUUGCAGUGCUGAGUCGCACAUACCCGCCUGGACCGAGAAAGGAUAUGGUGCUCAGCCUGUUUGGGGCAACAGCGCCCGCUGGAUUUCUCGUUGGGGCAGUGUUCUCUGGAAUAUUCACGCAGUUCGUGUGGUGGCCAUGGGCGUACUGGGUUCUUGGUAUGGUCUGCGGCCUAGUUGGAAUCAUGGUCAUCUUCGUCGUGCCAAACAUGCCCGUUGCAGGAGGUGCAAGCACGUUCAAAGAACUUGAUGCUACCGGCACAAUCGUUGGCGUGGUAGGACUCGUGCUGUUCAACUUCGCUUGGAAUCAGGGUCCGGCUGCUGGAUGGGAAAAGGUUUACGUUUAUGUCCUUCUCAUCAUCGGCGCUUGUCUGUUGGCGGUCUUUUUCUGGUACGAGAAGCGCCGUGCGCCAUUCCCACUGGUACCGAUGUCCGCUUUCUCACGAGAUACUAUACUGGUCUUCGGCUGCGAAGCCAUGGGAUGGGCCUCAUUCGGAAUCUGGGUAUUCUAUUUAUGGCAAUUUCUCGAACUCCUUCGUGGGCAGAGCAUCCUGCUCACCGCGGCCAUGAUUGUUCCAACCGGAAUAUCGGGCGCAAUCGCAGCGAUCACGACGGGCUUUGUGAUCAGCAAGAUCCAGCCGGGAUGGAUCAUGCUGAUCUCUAUGACUUCGUUUUGUGUCGGGAACAUCCUUCUCGCCACAUUGCCCGUACGUCAGACAUUUUGGGCGCAGACUUUCGUGUCCCUGGUUGUUACGCCAUGGGGCAUGGAUAUGAGUUUCCCGAGCGGUGUGAUUGUGCUGUCAAAUCAUAUGCCGCCUGAGCACCAGGGGUUGGCGGCGAGCUUGAUUAACACGGUCAUCAAUUACAGUAUUAGUAUUGGUCUUGGGAUGGCCGGGACAGUAGAGACACAUGUUAACAAUGGCGGGGUUGAUGAGUUGCACGGGUAUCGGGGCGCAUGGUAUCUCAGUAUAGGUCUGGACGGAAUCGGAAUUUUGUUAGCUGUGUGUUUGAUUUUUUCAUGGAGGGCGACACUGCAAGCAAAGGAGAAAAUGGCGUUGAAAGAGAACCAGGUUUAAUGGCAGUUGUCAGCCUCGCACUUGAGAUAGCAGGCGGGAUCCCCUCGUCAACAUCAGUACUAUCUGUUGAGCACUGAAGCACUCCCUCCAGCCCGGAUUAUCUUUUGGCUGGCAGAUUCACAUGAAGUUGAGAGGGGUCCAGGUGUAUCGAGGUGGAAAGCAGACUCCAUAUCUGCCAGUGCUGCCGCACCCCUGUUGGAUACAGCCUUGGCCUAUUAAGUGGCGCUCGCUUCGAAUCUUAGUAAGCUUCCAGGGUUGUACGAUGAUAAUACUCUUAGAUUUCUCAGCAGCAAGAAUUGUGCUCUCUGCUCGGUCAGUCACCGUGAGGAAAAAGGCAAGUUGUCAUUUGCUGAUAGCAUAAUACCAAAUUCCGUGUCUGAUACAUGCCUUGACAUAGCGGAUAUUAUGCAGCCAGGAAGCGUUACGGCACAUGUAAGAGAAUGCGUUGAGAAUAAAUUUGCAGCGCGAACAGUGGUACUUCAACUCCUCAUCAAUCCAGACGGCUCCCCUUAGUCGUUCUGCCAAAUAGUAUGUCAUCGAAGAUGAUGCAUUG
Exophiala xenobiotica is the source of this 2584-nucleotide messenger RNA. RefSeq lists its product as uncharacterized. NCBI's taxonomy places the organism in Eukaryota, Fungi, Ascomycota, Eurotiomycetes, Chaetothyriales, Herpotrichiellaceae. The transcript is spliced from 2 exons. Gene Ontology annotation, cellular component: membrane. The record is from RefSeq and is a predicted model, not a curated record. Gene Ontology annotation, biological process: transmembrane transport. Gene Ontology annotation, molecular function: transmembrane transporter activity. The coding region runs from base 334 to 2031 and encodes 565 amino acids.